ACUUACUCAUUUACACAUCUUCACUUCCUUUUAAGAUCAAAUUUUAGUCGAAUUAUCUUGUGUUCUACUGUUCUUUUGAGAAAAAUGCAGUACCAGACAGCCGAUUCAUGGGGUUUCUACGUGCCAAUGAGGAGCAGGAACAUGGAGGAUCCACUGGAGAGAGUUGCGAAGCUGGCUUCAGAGAGUGCAGUGGUGAUUUUUACUUUGAGUGGUUGUUGCAUGUGCCACGCUGUGAAGAGGUUGUUUUGCGGAAUGGGGGUGAACCCGACUGUGUACGAGCUGGAUCAUGAUCCCAGAGGGAAGGAGAUUGAGAGAGCAUUAAUGAGGUUGCUUGGAAGUUCUUCUGCAGUUCCUGCUGUGUUCAUUGGUGGCAAACUGAUUGGCUCCAUGGACCGAGUCAUGGCUUCCCAUAUUAAUGGCAGUUUAGUCCCACUUCUCAAGGAAGCUGGAGCUCUUUGGCUUUGAGUUUUGACAAAUAAUAAAUAACAACAUCAGUCUAAUUUUAAUGCAGAUUAUAAAGGAGGAAG
This is a messenger RNA of Pistacia vera, 527 nucleotides long. Its product is annotated as glutaredoxin-C1-like. The record is from RefSeq and is a predicted model, not a curated record. Lineage: Eukaryota; Viridiplantae; Streptophyta; Magnoliopsida; Sapindales; Anacardiaceae. The transcript has a single exon. Bases 85 to 465 code for a protein of 126 amino acids.